Macadamia integrifolia is the source of this 2086-nucleotide messenger RNA. Its product is annotated as flowering time control protein FCA-like. The record is from RefSeq and is a predicted model, not a curated record. Gene Ontology annotation, cellular component: cytoplasm; ribonucleoprotein complex; nucleus. The coding region runs from base 308 to 2071 and encodes 587 amino acids. The transcript has 13 exons. Lineage: Eukaryota; Viridiplantae; Streptophyta; Magnoliopsida; Proteales; Proteaceae. Gene Ontology annotation, molecular function: mRNA binding.
AAUCUGAAAAACGAACCUGACUGACCCCGCGUAAGCUCCUCCAGAGUCGAAGUUAGAACUGAGGAAUAACGUGUCCCAUGUUUCAGAACUCUUUAUGGUGCCUCUGUGAUAUUCCGUCGUCACGCCUUCGGCACUUCUACUUGGCAACUGUACUUUUCUGUUCUAGGUUAACUCUGCUAGGAAUUGAUUCCUUCUCUGCUCUGUCAGUCUGUCAUCUGGGUUCGUAACUGUCUGCUAAGCUUUAUUGGCAGAGGAGAAGGAGAAGGAGAACGAUUUCCAGAUUCUCACCACCACGGGCAUUCGAAAAAUGCCUUCUCGAUCGUCUGGUAUUCCUAUGAAUUCUCAAAGUGGGAACCCCAGUUACGGGAGUGGUUUCUCGGGGGGAGACCCCCCUCAUCAUCCCCACCAUCCUUACAACGGGUCCCCGAAUUUCCCACUUGGCGAUAGCGGUUUCCGGUCAAUGGGUGGAGGCGGCGGCGGUUUGAUGCCUCACGCUGGGCAGAAGCGUGGGUUUCAUUCUACGGGUCGAGGAGGUUCAGAUAAUACUGAUGCUGGUGGUUUUGCUAAACUUUUUGUUGCAUCUGUUCCGAGGACAGCUACUGAAGAAGAUAUUCGCCCCCUAUUUGAGGAGCAUGGAAAUGUCAUUGAGGUUGCUUUGAUCAAGGACAGGAGAACCGGCCAACAAAAUGGAUGUUGUUUCAUAAAAUAUACAACUUCAGAGGAAGCUGAUAGGGCCAUUAGAGCUUUGCACAAUCAAUAUACUUUGCCUGGGGGAGUCGGUCCCAUUCAAGUUAAAUAUGCUGAUGGUGAACGAGAACGUUUCGGUGCAGCUGAGGACAAGUUGUUUGUUGUUUCCCUGAACAGACAAGCUACAGAAAAGGAAGUUGAGGAGAUCUUCUCAGCGUAUGGUCGUGUGGAAGAUGUCUACAUUAUGCGUGAUGAAAAAAGACAAAGUCGAGGAUGUGGAUUUGUUAAAUUUUCUCAUAGAGACAUGGCGGCCGCUGCUAUCAAGGGUCUCAAUGGAAUCUAUGUGAUGAGAGGUUGUAAUCAUCCAUUUAUUGUUCGUUUUGCUGACCCAAAGAAGCCCAGGGCUGGAGAUUCAAGGAGUGGUCCUACAUUUGGAGGUCCUGGUUUUGGCCCCCGGUCUCAGAAACCCUUGGGAGUUAGGCCUGGACCCAGUCAUGGUGAACCAAUGGGGGGACACAUUCCUCCUAAUGCUUGGCAGCCAAUGAGUCCACAGGACUUUGGACCUUCCUCUCAAACUAGUUCUCAUGGUUUUGGGAGGCCUUUGGUUGCUAUGGGCGGAGUUAUGGCAAUGCCUUCAGUGAUGGCUGGCCCUUUGGGAACCUUUGGUGGUCCUGGAAAUGCUUCUGUUCCAGAUCUUUCAGUUCUUCCCCCUUCAACCUCCUCACAGAGUUUUAACCCCCCUCUGUCACAAGUCCAAUCUGUUGGUCAGAAAUUAUCCCCGUUACAGAAGCCACUUCAGUCAACGCAUCAUUUUCCACCCUCAUUUCAACUACACUCUCAACAAACCUCUGUACAAACUUCCUUGGCAUCUAUACAGCCACUUGGUCAGCUGCAGGCCAUUUAUACAUCUGGGCAGACCUCCUUUAAUCAAGCUCUGCCAUCACACCAGUUAUUUGGUUCGAGUUGUCAGCUGGCUCUUUCCCAGCCUAUAGUUCAGCUCAGCACCUCCUCUGCUGCAGCACAUCAAAUGCCUUCUAAUAUGCCAACGCAAGCUGUGUCUGCUGCCGCAAACCAACAAUUGCUAUCUGCCCCCACUGUACAGCAACAAAUGAUUCAACCUCAACAGGGGGCAUCAACUCAGUUGGCUCAGAUGUCAUCUCAACAAACUCAAGUGCUACAAACGAGUUUUCAGUUGCAGCCGGCAUUCUCUCAGCUGCAACAGCCGUUGCAUAUGAUGCAGCCUUCAAGUCAAAAUUUGACUCAACAGCAAGCUUCCCAGGCUACUAAACAACAGGUGAGGCAAGAUCUACAAAUCAAUGUUCAGACUCAUGCUUCUGAGUGGGGAUCAAAUUAUCUUUUGGGUGCCAUGCCACAUAUCAUUUGAUGGUCCGAGCUGGUG